Rhinichthys klamathensis goyatoka is the source of this 972-nucleotide messenger RNA. RefSeq names its product zinc finger protein 239-like. Lineage: Eukaryota; Metazoa; Chordata; Actinopteri; Cypriniformes; Leuciscidae. The transcript has a single exon. The record is from RefSeq and is a predicted model, not a curated record. The coding region runs from base 1 to 972 and encodes 323 amino acids.
AUGGAAGUGAAAGAGAAAAGACAACAACUGGAGAAAAUUGAGGAACAUCAUGACUUUAAAAUUCAAGAAACAAAAGCCAAAAAGCUGCACACCUGCACUUUGUGUGGAAAGAGCUUUAGUCGAAAAGUAAGCCUUAAGACACACAUAAGAAUUCACACUGGAGAGAAACCGUAUACAUGCACUCAGUGUGGAAAGAGCUUCAGUCGAAAAGUAAGCCUUAAGACACACAUGAGAAUUCACACUGGAGAGAAACCGUAUCCAUGCACUCAGUGUAAGAAGAGUUUUUCUCAUGCAUCAGCUCUCCGUGUUCAUCUGCGUAUUCACUCUGGAGAGAAACCAUUUAACUGUGAUCAGUGUGGUAAAGGUUUUCAUGCAUCAUCACAACUAAAAAAUCACCUGAAAGUUCAUUCAGAUGAGAAGCCUUAUGUGUGUUCUCUCUGUGGAAAGAGUUUUUCACGACUGGAUCAUUUUAAACUGCAUCAGAAAACGCAUAAUGAAGUGAGAGAUCAUGUGUGUUGUGACUGUGGGAAGAGCUUUACUAGAGCUGCCAAUCUGAAACUGCACCAAAGAACUCAUACUGGAGAAAAACCUUACAAGUGCUCAUACUGUGUCAAGAGUUUCACUCUGUUGGGAACACUGAAAACACACAAGCGAGUUCAUACUGGAGAGAAGCCGUACGACUGUACUCAGUGUGGAAAGAGUUUUAUUUCAUCAUCAAAAUUAAACAAACACCUGUUAGUUCAUUCAGAUGAGAAGCCUUAUGUGUGUUCUAUCUGUGGAAAGAGUUUUUCAGGGCGGAUCAGUUGUAAAAAGCACCAGAGAAUACACAAAGCGAGAGAUCAUGUGUGUUGUGACUGUGGGAAGAGCUUUACUGAAUCUAGUAAUCUGAAACGGCACCAAAGAAUUCAUACUGGAGAAAACCUUACAAGUGCUCAUAUUGUGACAAGAGUUUCAGUCGGUCGAGAUCACUGA